Molecule: messenger RNA, 6620 nt
Organism: Bactrocera dorsalis (oriental fruit fly)
Lineage: Eukaryota; Metazoa; Arthropoda; Insecta; Diptera; Tephritidae
Gene: pot
Exons: 10
Coding region: 523-3357 (944 amino acids)
Source: RefSeq, a predicted model, not a curated record
UGGCUAAAACAGUCGAGAGCAGAUAAUCAAACAGUGCGGGCCACGGUACGGAACAUUGUGUGGUACUUACUAUCAUUAUUGGUAUAUACAUAUGUAUAUACUUUUGGCAGUUGGGGAGUGUGUUGUGUUUUGCUAGUCGCUUGAUCGCUUUUGUGUUUUCAAAACAAAAGACGAGCAAAUAUUUAAAUAAAGUUUCGUGAACUUGUUUUAAUGUACAUGUAUUUUUCUCCGCUUGUCAAAUAACAGAGACUGAAAACAUUGUUUUGGAGACUUUGGCUACUCAGCAAAAGCGAAUUUUUCAACAGAGCUUAAAAUUUGCCUAAAAUUUUAUAUUGGAUACACAUUUUGAAUGCCCGCAAAACUGAGGUAAGAACUGCCAGGCGUAGCGUCAAAGCGGUAAAAUUUCCUCAUGAACGCAAAUCGGCUUUUAUUUGGAUUAGUCACCAUAAAGCGCGUUAAAAAUUAAAAAUCACAAUAAGAGAAAAUAUAUAACACUUUUUACUACAGACAAAUUGAUCGAAAAUGGGCUGGGCGCCUCUGCUAUGGUGUCUGCUGUUAGCAUUGAGCACAACAGUUCUUCUCAAUGGUGUUCAAGCGCAAUCGAAUUAUGUACAGCAAGGAGAUAGCGGAAACUACACAACGAAUGGACUGCCUGAGGAAGCUACUUUGGAUGGGAAGGUUACCAAGUUAGAUGAUAUCAGUCCAUUGAUAUUUUUGAACCGCACGAAAGCAGCGCUUAAUUGUGCCGCCGGUUCAAUGCAAGUCGACAUGAAGUUCAAUGAACCGUUCCACGGUAUAAUUCAAGCAGAUUAUGAUCGCAGCAGCGCUUGUCGUGUGAAUGGCAAAGGUGCCCUGAGUUAUAGACUGGAGCUACCCCUUAAAGGAUGUGGGACUAUACAGAAUCCCACUCGCGUCUUUACCAACAAUAUAAUUGUUCGUUUUCAUGCCAAUUUGGAAAUGGACGGUGAUGAGAUAAUUACAAUCGUUUGCCGUUAUCCGCCGCCCAUACCUUCACUGCCACCAGCUCUACCAGCACCUAUCUUGAAUCCCAUCGCCACUGGUUCCGUUCUACAGCCGCCUCUUAAAGGUAUACAGCUACUCUUAAUUAUUUGCGCCAUUAUGUUCCUUACAUUACUACUGCUUGGUUUGGCUGUGUCAUACUACUGCUUGCGCAGUCGCCCAAUACCGGUGGUGCGUCGCCUCCCUAUGUCCAUGGGCAGUGGCUCAGAAAUCACCAAAUUGAGUGGUAGUAGCAUGGGUAAUAUCAGUGCCUUCGAAGGUGUUAAAAUACCCCGAGCUAUGGUGCCAUUGGCGGCUGUGCAUAGUUCAUCGGGUAGCGAAGGUGCGCUCAUACCUUCCGACUAUCCAAGCGAGUCACAUUCCGAAAUCGAAGAAAUCGAUACGAGAUCACUGCCAUUUAGCUCAGCAGGUAGCUUUGAAAAUCGUGCAUUUGUCCAAGAGACUUCCAGCAUUUAUAGCGAUCACUAUGGACAUACUCAAGAAGUGCAGGCUGCUAAUGCAUUAGCCACUUCAGUUCCUCGUCAUCCUAUUGCCAUUAAGGAAUCUUCAUCACCGAAAUUCGACGUUCAAGUACGCGUCAAGAAAUCGCCGCCACCACCACCUUCACCCGUUACCUCAGACACUGAAAGUGUCGCAACACUUCGUCCAGAUCGUAAUAAUCUAUCGACUAUUAUGGAGACACAUGAAGACCGUGAAAGUAUUAUGACUAUGGAUUCAAUGCCCCCGCCAGAGGAGACUGUGCAUACCCAGUUCACAUAUGUUCCUGAAUUACACCCGGCACCUAAACAUACUGCGGAAUCAUCACCACCACCACCACCAGAGCCUGUGUUCUCCGUAUAUGCACGCACCCAUCAUGAAAUGGUCGAUGGACGUCCUGAAACCUGGUCAGAUUUUACUGAUGCACCAACAGUUAGUGAGGUCACCGAUUUGCAAUCCGAAGCACCUGACAUGCACUCGGUUGGCGAAAUGGUCGAUAGUACGCAUUUCUUCGAGGCAGAUUACCUUCCACCGGAGCCACCAAUUGUUGUGAAAAAACCUCAAGUCACAUCACACACUGUAGAUGACGUAUACUUACGUACCAUUACUGAAAAGAAGACCAUUGAAGACAUUGAGAGUCAUAAACGACGUGUUACCGAAUACAAGGCGAAGCCUAAGCCAUUGCCACCGCCAAUUCCCGAUCCAACAUGGGAUGUUAAGAUACGUAAUUAUCCAACUGAACGUGAACAGCAACGAUGGGAGAACUUCUCGGAUAUCUCAAGUGCUUCUGGCAUGACUCUCACGCCUAAAAUGGAACGCUCCGAACUAAGCUUGCCAAUAAUACCUAAAGAACCGCCACAACAAAUCUAUGACAACAAAAAGGAGCUGACCAGUCCACAGUUGGUAGGCAACAUGAAACCCAUUGAAAUGCCACCAGAAGAUAAGGCAGUGCGCAACUGGGGUGUGCUAAUACGCGUUUUGGAAGAACCUGAGUUCUCCGAGGCAGAUGAUGCCAGUUCCGUGCAUUCCAGUGUUCAUCCUCUCACACGGUUCAUCAGCUAUGACGACAAGGCCAAAUGGAAAGAGAUCAUAACUACAGAAUCAUCAUUGCGCACAAUGCUGACAGAAGCUGUGGUGCGUGAAGAUUUCGAACGAAUUCGCCAAGAUACUCGUUAUGAACGUAUAUUUGAGCCCCAGACUUGGGAUGUUAUCAUACGUAUACUGGCGCCACCCGCUGAUGAUGAUACGGAUGUGGAAAUGCGCGCACCAAAACGCUCAAAGAAAACCCAACCAUGGGACACGCGCUCCCGACGCAGUUCCUUGCCAACAUUGUACGAGUACGAUAGUGACGGCGGUUCCUCUGUGCGAACCAUACGCCAAGAUCCAAGUAUGCCAUUGCGUGACAACAGUUUUAAUAUGCACCGUUCACGCCGCUCAUCGCGUACUUCGUAUCACACGGAUCAAAAUGAUUUCCGCUCUAUGUCUGAAGUUACUGUCGACUUCGGAAGACCUGAUCACUUAGACAACGUUUCAGACGCAAGCUCUUUUUAUCCGAUGCAGUACUAUGAUGAUGAAGAUAGACGUUCUUUUCACCGAUCGGUCAGUCAUCCAUCGUUAGCGCGUUCGGCAAGCGAAUUUACCGAGCACUGGGCGGCCCCAGAUGAGCUUUCAUCACCAGAAGCCACACCAAGAUCACGCCGUUCACAACGUAUGGCAACCUUCCAGCAGCAUAUUCCGGCUCCACCGCCACCACCACGUUCUGGCCAAAUUGUAGCGCAGACCCAGAGCCAAUAUGUAGAGUCACGCCGCAGCACAACAUUCCACACAGAAAACGAAGCAGCACGAUCACGUGACUGGUAAACGUGAUGCUAUAUAUCUGCGUACACACAAACAAUAACCACACAUAUGCGUCAACGGUCGAGGGAGUUCAGCACAGAAUUUGUGAGUUCGUAGGCGAAAGAUAACAAAAGGGUGGAAAAAAUAUAAUACAAAAGUCACUGCUUUCAGUAAAAGUCAUUGCCACUCUAUACCACGUGUAUAAUAAAUACCUAUAAGUUUGUAUGUAUGAAUAUAAGUAUAUCUAACGGUUGUCCUACCUAUAUGCGAUAUAUCUAAAUUAGCAAGUAUUGAGCUCUAUAGGGCUGCCAAAUUUAUAAACAUAUGCAUAUGGCGUAAUAGGAAUACAUAACACAAGUGCCAAUUUCAACAAUCCUCUUGCAGCCACUGCAUGCUUAAAAUAAAAAAAAUUAACUAUUAACGGCUCGUAUGGUCGCAUAGAAUAUGUAUGUGUACUUGUACUCAUAAUUAUUUUAAAACAAUGUAUAAAAUUAAUUGGAACAACAAUUUGAUAUUGAAAGAUGAAUUUAUUCAUGAUUUAUUAGGUUUAAACAAAAUACCUUAAGUGAGGUUUUCACAUAUAUAAACUUUUUUUAAUAAUAAAUUCGAAACUGAAUGUGCAAGUGCAAUUUUGUAAAACCCAACGUAUUUGCUUUAAAUAUAUUUAAAAACUUUCGUAAAGCAAUGUGUUCAUACACCACCCACAAUAACGCCUGCGACACCCAAAAUAUCUACUUAGCAUACAGCAGCCACAUUAAUUUGAAUAUAUAAUAUGUGGAUGUACAUAUGUGUGCACGAAACUGUCCAAAUGUCAACACAUUACAUUAAAGCCCAUCAAAAUUCUAUCGAGUUUGCAAAUUAGCCUCAUGCAAAACUUGGCACUCGCAACCAAAUUGAAGUUUACUAACCGCAAACAGUGUGACAUUCACAUACCCACGUCUUUCAGUCAAGUAGACAGGCUCUCGGUACCAAGAGUACAUGCACAGUGCAAAGCCACAAUAGUCAGUCGUAUAGGUUAAAUAAACAGCUAGUCUAGCAACUACUGUAAAAGCAAAUAAUAAAUUUUUAAUUUUUGCGAAAAGUAUUUUCAACACAAAUAUAAGAAGGAAAGAAAAUCAGCAGACGAUCCAGUGUAUAUUUAAUGUGCUCGUAAAUAUAUAACGAAUAGAUGAAAUGGUGUUUAUGUACAUAGAAAUCUUUAAUAUAUUGUAUAUGUACAUCUGAUGUUGGUAUAUACUGAAAUAUUUAGACAUAUGUACAUAGAUCGUUGUAUUUUCUUUUGUAUCUAUGGUUAAACUUACACCGGAUUUCAUAUCAGUCGCACACACUAGCAGUAUUUCUACCCUCAUUGCUGGCAGUUUCUAUUUCUCACAGGUUUAGGCAGUUAAAACAUCAGUGCAUACACAAAUUAUAAACAUGGGUGAAAUAGUUUGGCAUUUUUGCCGCAUUUAACCGUUUUAUGAUCGGUUAAAUUCGAAAUUUAGAUGCACAAAUUUAUUGAAAGAUUACAGAUGUUAGGCAAUGUAACUAUGAUAAAAUUGCCACCAAUAGUCUUAAAGCUAGCAUACGAAUUUAAAAUUAUAUGAAGCUUAAAGUGUUGGGUUCAAGAUCAUAAUUAAUACUAGUCUAAAUCGACAAAACAACUACUGUGGAAGUGAUUCUACCAUACUGGCUUUUGAAAUGAUUUUCGACGCAACAUCACCUAUGUUGAAAUAAGCGCAUGGAUUCAGCUCUAAAAAACUAUGUUAUAUUAUAAUCAUAUAGACCCCGCUUCAUAAGAUAAAAUCGACACACAAACAUAAACAAAUUGUAGUUGCAAAUACAAGUUUUUCAAUUUUUGUUCGAGAUCAUUCUGAUUUCAGCUCACUGUGCGGCUGUGAAACAACACACAUGUACAUAUGUAAGUGUAAUCUCCGGCAUGCGAUUUUCACGUGCUUUUCUGCUAAAAGCAAGCAUAGGCAACGCUGAUACGAUUUACAUAACUUUUCUUGAUGCCCAACAGCGUUGAGCAGUAAUUGUUUUUGUUUAGAUAUAAUAAAAGCUUUGACUUUUGUGUGGGGAUAAAGCCACCAGCAAAUAUCAGUGGUGAUAUGAAUAAUUAAAUAGUACGACCUCAUCAAUCUAAAAGUGUCGUUGAUAUAAAAAUAACAACUAAUCUGGGAAAUGUGUUCGCAUUCACUAAAAUUUGAUAAACAUGGCAAAACAUGACUAUUAUAUAAUAUUUUGUUAUUUAAGUGAGAAAUAGCAAGCAAAUGAAUAGUGAAAAAAAUAACAUUUAUCAGAAUAUUUGGAAGUGUUUAUAUCAAAUAAUGAAUUAUAAAUAUUGCACUUACACAUACAAGUUUCGUUUAAGAUUUAUUCGUAUUGAUUUUUCUUGCUCGUUCAAACUUUUUCAUUUAUUUCACGCACUAUUCUUUCAAAACAAAAAAACUCGUAUAAAUGUAAAAAUUUUUUAUUUUGAUUUUCAUUUGAGUGAGUGUGUAAGUGCAUUGCUCCUCAUGAUCUGUAAGAAAAACUUUUACUCUACUGCCUUCAUUAGACUAAGUAUAAAUCGGUGUGAAAAAACUGGAAAAGUUUGAAUACUCUCAAUUAAUUGCAUACUCAAAUUAAUUUUAAUAGCUUUUCUGCAUCUUAAUGCUCAAGAUGCGCAUUAGCUCCUUAAGUGAUAAGUUCAUAUGUAUGUAUGGAGGUGGUGGGACUUUACUGCAAUCUAUUGGAUAUGUAAUUUUCGCAUAUAAGCACAACUUAUUUACAUUCCCCUAUAGUUUCCAAAACUGUAUAUAUCAAAGCUUCAAAGCAGCUGUGCCUGAGCAGUGAUAGAGAAGUUAAGAAAUCGAUUAUUUACUUACAUAUAAAUAUAUGAAUCAAAACGAUCUAGCGCACAAUUUUAUGCACAAACAUAAAAAGUAAAAAGAAUAAAGUAACGAUAAUUAACAUGCUUAAUUGCUUUACUAAAAAUGCCUUCAUAAAAUGCGAAUUAUAAAUAAAUAACCAAUGUAUAAUAUUAAUAUACUAUAAUACUUGGAUAUGCUUGAACCACAAUAAAAUAACAUAAAGCCAAGGUUUACGAUCAAAAGUUUAUGUGUAUGCUUGCAUAAUAAAUCGUGUGUAUAAAUAUGUACAUAUCUGACCAUGUCUAUAUAUAAAAUACUCAAUUAAGCCUGGUUUGUACUUUAUGUCCUAUGUAUACAAGUAUUUUGAAGAAGCAAAUUGGUAUGAGCUUCAAAUGAUCUAAAGCGUAAUAUUAAUAUUGAGAAAUAAAAAUCGGAAAUUAUUACUAACGAAAA